Messenger RNA from Sesamum indicum (sesame), 1138 nucleotides. RefSeq lists its product as uncharacterized. Gene Ontology annotation, cellular component: nucleoplasm; mitochondrion. NCBI's taxonomy places the organism in Eukaryota, Viridiplantae, Streptophyta, Magnoliopsida, Lamiales, Pedaliaceae. Gene Ontology annotation, molecular function: cadherin binding. The record is from RefSeq and is a predicted model, not a curated record.
ACGCCGGCGUCCUUGCUGCCAAUCGAUCCAUUCCAUUCCUGGCUCCACUAAAGUCGUGACAACACCGUGAACCCGUUGCUGACAAAUAGAGAAGUGCGACUUCAAUGUCGACACUAAUGCAUCAGUAAUUCUCCUAUCAGGCUUGUCCUCUCCAACUAUUUGCAGCUGAAGUAUGCAGUUUUAUGUUUUGGGGGUAUUUUGAAGAAAAGCUAUGCCCCGGAGUAUAUCGAGGUCCCCGUCGUAUUCGCGGAGGCGAUACUCCCGGUCUCGCUCACCCACCAGCCACCGCUACUCCAGCCGCCGUACUUCCCGCCGUGACCGUACGCGUUCCCCUCACAGCAGGCGAAGAAGUCGUUCUGGUACGCCACGUCGACGAAGAAGUCGUUCUCCAGCUUUGAGGCGCAGGAAGAGCCGUUCCCCAACACCAAGGCGGCACAGGAGACGUAGAAGCCGAAGUUCUUCAUCUCUUUCGUCAAAAUCCCGUAGUCCGAGUUCAACAUCAGUAGAUCGCAAGCUUGCCAAUGGAAAACUCAAAAAGGAAGAAGAAGAAAAGAAAAGACUGCAGCAUGAGGCAGAGCUUAAACAAUUAGAAGAAGAGACUGCAAGGAGAUUAGAGGAGGAAAUUCGGAAAAGAGUUGAGGAGAAAUUGGGUUCUGAAGAAGUUAGGGUAGAAAUUGAAAGGCAAGUAGAAGAAGCUCGGAAGAAGCUGUUUGAUGAUGUUGAAGCUCAACUUGAAAAAGAAAAGGAAGAUGCUCUUGCUGAAGCAAGGCAAAAAGAAGAACAAGCUCGGAAGGAGAGAGAAGAGCUUGAUAAGAUGCUUGAAGAGAACCGGAGGAGGGUAGAAGAGGCUCAGAGGAGAGAAGCUCUGGAGCUGCAGCGAAAAGAGGAAGAAAGACUGCGGGAGCUGGAAUUGAUUCAAAGACAAAAGGAAGAGGCUGCUCGAAGGAGAAGAAUCGAAGAGGAGGAAGAGCGCGCAAAUCAGAUAUUACUGGGUAAGAACAAGUCUAGGCAAAAAAUGGUUGGUCUGUAGACGAGUUGUCUCAAUUCCUCUGAGGAUCGUUGUAAGCCUAACUGAUCUUGGAUAUCUGCAACCUACAUUUUGGUUCCACUUAUUGGCUACCCAAUCUUUCAUUGAAAA